Cadophora gregata is the source of this 4074-nucleotide messenger RNA. RefSeq lists its product as uncharacterized. Gene Ontology annotation, cellular component: nuclear pore. Gene Ontology annotation, biological process: protein import into nucleus; poly(A)+ mRNA export from nucleus. Bases 300 to 3677 code for a protein of 1125 amino acids. The transcript has 2 exons. NCBI's taxonomy places the organism in Eukaryota, Fungi, Ascomycota, Leotiomycetes, Helotiales, Ploettnerulaceae. The record is from RefSeq and is a predicted model, not a curated record. Gene Ontology annotation, molecular function: structural constituent of nuclear pore.
AGCGUCUUCUUUCGCAACAAAUACUUCCCGUACCAUUUUGUAUUCAUCUUUACAUGUGCCUAGAUUCCUUUACAUAAGUUUUGCACUUGAUCACAUAAAUCUGUCGCGCAAAGAUACGCUCGCUAUAUUCUGGCACUUCAGGCUGCCCCUGGCUCUCGUUCCAGGCCCGUUCCGUCCACUGGUCAACAGCCUCGUCAACUUGACCAAAAAAAUCGCGUCGUCCAUCUCCACCUAACCACGCUCACUUCGAGCGCAACAUCGCGCAUUUGCUUGCUCAAUCAUCCUCCCACCACGUCAUAAUGUCGUCUCUCUUCGGAAAUCUCAAUAAUUCAACUGGCGGCCUCUUUGGCUCCAAGCCUGCAGCUCCUGCAGCCACGGGAGGGAGCUUGUUUGGAGGGCUAGGCACAUCAACCGCGACAUCGCAACCCGCAAGUACAGGCACAGCUACUGGGGGAUUGUUUGGUGGAAGCUUGGGGGGUUUGGGGCUAGGUAGUAGUACACAACCGCAGCAAUCGCAGCAACCAAGUACGACUGGAAGUGGCAUGUUUGGUGGCCUAGGGGGAGCUACAACACAACCUGCUGGAGGAAGCGUUUUCGGUGGACUUGGAACUAGCACACAACGAACAAACGCGAGCAACAUGUUUGGUGGGUUGAAUGCUGGAUCAACUUCUCAACCACAGCAAGCAGGCGGGCUUGGUGCAUCUAGCUCCGCUCCUCUUCAGCAGUCUCAACAACCUGGCCAAAACAACGCCUACUUCGAUGCAAUCCUGGAACGCAGUCGCAAGAGAGCGCAUGCCGAAGCCAUUUCUGAGGACCUUCCACAGCUUCAACUCGGUCUGGGAGAUCUGCGACAGCGAAUCAAGCGCCUUGGGCCAAACAAGACCGACCGCGCAGAUGGCAGAGCUCACUAUUUACUCGCAGCUUCAGGAGUGGAUCCAGGAGCAGCAGUGAGAGACUUGAGUGCUUUUGCUCCUACACCUGCGAGAACAGAUCGACCCCAGGCGCCAGAAGUGCAGGAUACAGAUGUGGAAUCAUACUUGGCCAAUUUGGAGACGCAGACCACGCUGAGCAUGAUCUCAGAUGGACUCUCUCGAUCGGUUCGCGACUUCGAUGCUUUCUUGGAGGAUAAUGUCACUAUGGAAUGGGAUGCUCAGCGAAAGCGGAUAUACCAGCAUUUUGGCAUUCGCCCAAAGGAAUCUGCAAUACCUGGUGGAAGCGGUAGCUUUGCUGCGACUGCGAGUGAUUCGCAUGGUGGUUUUGGACGAUCGAGGAGAACUAAGGCGGCUGCUCUUGCGGGAUCGCGAGUCUCUGGGAUUGGCGGCGGUGGAUCGGGGGGCGGAAAUGCCAGUGGAUUUGGUGGCUUUGGCGAUAGUGGCUUUGGGAAAUCGAGCAUGCAAAAGUCCAUCAUUGGGGCCGCCGGUCCAGUUGGUACCGGUCACCAACCGCUAUUUGCGGAUGUUGAGAAGCAGUUGGAGGCAACAGGCGCCAGCGUGUCAGCUCCUCAUGAUCGAUUCCAACGGGAGAAACAGAACAAAUAUGCCGAGAAGGUACAGCUCUUGAACCAUUCAAGACUGGACAGAAAGCCGUACCCGGUUUCGAGAGAGUUCGCAGAUGUUAUCAAAGUCUCAAGUGAUCAACAUGGUCCUGACCUGGUCAAGGCAUACAGAGCUUUGAUGUCGAUAGUCGGAGAGGAUCCAGAAGCUAAGUCAUUCUCGGAGAAUAGGACAGCCAAGGAGCGCGAGUUUGCAGAAGCAUACACUUCCGACUCUCAUUCCAGCCCAGCCUCACAAGAUCUUAGACGACGAAUUCUUCGUGGUGGAGCGAGAUGUCUGGAGAAGCUGGCUUUCGAGAAGAUGGAGGAUAUGAUUACGAAAAAUCCUCGAGAUGCCAACCUCGGAGGAGUCCCGAAUGUCAUCAACAAGAUCAAAGCCUAUGUUCGUGUUCUAGCUGUCAAAAAGAGUCUCACUGCAGACAACUCCGAUCUGCAAAUGCUUGGGGACGACUAUGUCUGGGCGCUCAUCUACUUCCUCCUGAGAACUGGCCACAUUGAGGAGGCAAAGGAGUAUGUGAACAAAAAUACUGUAGUGUUCAGGGCCCUGGAUCGCAACUUCAGCGCCUACAUCAAUGCCUACGCUACAAAUGCCGAUAGGCGUCUCAACGAUGAGCUCCAAGUCCGUAUCAAUGCCGAGUACAAUCAACGCCUUAGAAUUGCACCAGAGAACUCAAUUGAUCCGUAUCGAAUGGCUUGUUACAAACUCAUCGGACGCUGCGAUCUCAGAAGCAGAACCUUGGACGGUAUCAACCAAGACAUCGAGGACUUCGCCUGGAACCAACUUGUCCUUGCCAGAGAAACCAAUAAAGUUGACUCAAUGGCAAGCGAAGUCUAUGAUCUCAGUCAAGCUCAGCAAACCAUCAGAGAAAUUGGCAACCGCUUCUUCUCGCCAGCUGCGGCUGGCGGUGCCAAUAUUGGUAGCUCUUUUGGCGCUUUCGUUUUCCUUCAGAUCGCUCUUGGCAUGUUUGAGGAAGCUGUCAGCUUUCUUUACAAGUACUCUUACGUCGAUGGUGUCCAUCUCGGAAUUGCUCUGGACUUCUAUGGCAUCCUCCGAGUAUCAGAUCCGACGAGUGGGAACCAGGAUCUCCUUAGCCGAACGACGACUAAUUUGCCCCAAAUCAGCUUUGCAAGAAUGGUUGGCCUUUAUACCCGCGACUUCAGAGCUGCAAAUGUUUCUGCCGCUGUCGAUUACCUCGUUCUGAUCUGUCUCAAUAAGGAUCUCCGUGGCCAAGCAGGAGCCAACUACACCAUGACUUGCCACGAAAGCUUACGAGAGCUCGCACUUGAGAGCAGAGAGUUUGCACUACUUUUGGGCGACAUGCGUAGCGACGGGCAGCGUAUCAAUGGCCUCAUCGAGGAUCGUGUUCGCUUGAUCGGCUUGCAAGACGCGGGCGAAUUUAUGCGAACUAUUACCCUUCAAGCCGCGAGCGUUGCAGAUGACAACGGACGAACGACCGAUGCAGUAUUGCUAUAUCACCUUGCUACAGAGUAUGACAAUGUCAUCAUCACCAUCAACCGAGCUCUCAGCGAAGCGGUUGCAACUCCUCUUGGCCAGGAACCAGCCAAGUUACAGCCAUUGAAGGCUCGGUCUGUCACCGAUCAGCAAAAUAUCCAAGGCACCGAGUCCAGUCUUACGUCUAUCGAUGACCCGUUCAUCCUUUCAGAGAAGAUGUCAAGAAUCUAUACUAGCCAGAUGUACCGGUCGAAGAUCAAGAUACAAAACCAAGAAGCUUGUGUUGCAUUACAAACAAUGUAUCAAGCAAAGAAUAUGGUCGAGAAUAGCAGAUGGACUGAUGCACUCGAUCUUAUGAAGAGUCUUGACAUCCUUCCACUUGCCGCUCGAGGAGACCCAUCAAUCAUUCGAAGCUGUGCCACCAAAUUCUCGUCUCUGCCUCAACCUGUUGCUCAAAAUGUUCCAAACCUUUUGAUGUGGUCCAUUAUGUGCUGCAAGAACCAGCGGCUCAUUCUACAGAACAGCCAAUUCGGUGGCAAUGAGGGCACUAGGCAGGCAAUGAUUGAGGAGUUUAAGCAGACGAACAUGGAUCUGACGACAUAUACCAGUCAGUUGAGGUAUAGGUUCCCAGCCCACAUCCACGAGGCGUUGGCUAGGGCACAAGCGGAGUAAAGUGACAAUAAGGAUUUGAUGCUGGUAAUGGCUGCAUGGAUGGAAAUAUUGGCCAUGCUUGAGAUACACACCCAGCUGGUACAGCUGGCAUCUUGGCUAGGUUUUGGGUCAAGAUUGGACCGUAUGGGUGGUCCAGAAACUAGAUACCUUUUGAUGUACUAUAAAAAUUAAGAAGUGGAAAAGUCGAGGUGAUACUGGAUGCGGAAUUAGAAUAUCGCGGACCAGUCCUGUGUCCGUUCAUUAUGAUAUGUGCCUUUACAGCUUUCAGACCGAUGGGGUGGUGUUUGACUCGAGAGCUUUCGGAGCAUACCUAGCCAAGAUACGUGCCUCCAUUGUAGGUAACUGCUACAUGUCACUCGAUCAUCAUGGCACAUAUAAUUGACAGCACUUUCUCAAG